Messenger RNA from Cladophialophora psammophila CBS 110553, 705 nucleotides. RefSeq lists its product as uncharacterized. The record is from RefSeq and is a predicted model, not a curated record. Bases 1 to 705 code for a protein of 234 amino acids. The transcript has a single exon. Lineage: Eukaryota; Fungi; Ascomycota; Eurotiomycetes; Chaetothyriales; Herpotrichiellaceae.
AUGGCCUCCGAACCCACACCAACGACGGAGCAGGAGCGAGCUGCUUACCUCCGGGAGGCACAGACAAAAGCUGUCAAGCUGUUCGAAGAGAUUGAACAAUCCAUAGUCCGCCCCAGCGUCAGUGAGAAGCAACUAAGUGAUGAGAUCCAUGAACUUGGUGCUAAACGUUACGACGUCAAAACCCACUGGCACAAGCGGGUUAUCAGAAGCGGCCCUAACACCUUGUUCCCCUAUGCCGACAACCCUCCGGACCGCAUAAUUCAACCCGACGACAUCGUCUUCGUUGACCUAGGGCCUGUAUUCGAGGCAUGGGAAGCAGAUUUUGGUCGGACAUUUGUGCUUGGAGGUGAUCCGAUCAAGACAAAGCUGCGCGACACGCUAGAGCCCUUGUGGAAGCAGGUAAAGUCGCGGUUCCAGGACAGUCCGGACAUGACAGGCGAGGAACUCUACAGGAUCGCCUGCGAUUUAGCUAAGGAGGCUGGGUGGGAGUUCGGCGGUUCGCACGCAGGACACCUCGUCGGUCAAUUCCCGCACGAGCGAAUCCCUGGAGAUAAAGUCGAAUACUAUAUAACCAAGGGCAGCCAGAAGCCGAUGAGGCGCACAGGCACGGACGGACAGCUGCUGCAUUGGAUCCUAGAAAUCCAUCUUAUAGAUCGCGACCGCCAAAUCGGCGGAUUUUAUGAGCAGCUCCUAACAGUUGACUAA